AUGGAUCUCGCCAACACGCUCAUUCGGAGCGUCGUGCGCGCCUUCUACGAGACUCGCCAUAUCUUGGUCGUUGAUGCGCUGUUCCUUCACUCAGUGCUUCAUGCAGAAGAUCUCGCCUUUUUGAUGGGCAUGCAGCAGAAGGACUUGCGCAAGCUCUGCGCACGUCUACGAGAAGAUCGCUUAAUUGGAGUGAGCACGCGCGCUGAAAUUCGCGAUGGAUCUACCCGCCCCGUCAAUCGCGAAUACUACUACAUUCCUCUCCACCCGGUCAUCGAUGCCAUCAAGUACAAGGUCUCCAAAUUGACCUCGACGAUCAAGGAGCAAUACACACCGAGCGAAGAGCGCAAGGAGUACAUGUGUCCACGAUGCUUGGCGGAAUGGACCGAGCUGGACGUUUUGAGUCUGGUCUCCGAGGAAGGCUUUGAAUGUCAAAAUUGCGGCGCGAUCCUGGAGCGAACUGAAGAUCUCAAGGGCGAGGAGGGCAUUGACCGGACUGGCCACGAGAAGAACAGCAAGCUGAUGGCCCAGCUUGACAACAUGCUCAAGCUCCUGAAGCAGAUUGACUCCGUGGAAAUCCCACCCAACGACUUUGACACCGCCUGGGAUCACAAGGUCGAGGUCCCCCGCAACCUGAGCACCCACCCAAUUCGCGCGGCCAUUCCCGUUCCGCCCAAGCCACAGGAUGUGGUGCGUGGGAAUAUCAAGACCGAUGCUGCAGCUCUGGAGAUCUCUCUCACAUCGAGCGAAGAAAAGAGUGCCGCCGAGCAAGCCGAGGAAGCUGCUCGCAAGGCCGCCGUGGAAAAGCAAAACGCUUUGCCCGUAUGGCACACUCAUUCUACCGUCGAUGCUACUACCCCUGCUCAGGUCAGAACCGAGGCGGGCGUUUCUAUUAAACCCGAGCUUGAAGAUGAGGACGUCAAGCCCACUAUGGACGCAUCGGACGACAAAAUUGCCGCCUACUACGCUGAGAUGGAGAGAGAAAAGGCUCUCCAAGCUCAAGAAGAUGCUAGUAGUGCGGAGGAUUCCGACGAUUUCGAUGAUGAAUUCGAAGAUGUUGGUGUUUCCGACCCCAGUGGACCAGGAACUCCAGCUACUGGACCUGGUCCAACCAGUGUCCCUACUCCUUCUGGGAUGACAGGUAUCAAGAGGGAACACGACACCUCUAGUGCUGCCCCAUCCUCCGUUGGCACCCCGUCUACUCCCGCUGAUGAUGGUCCCGUGAUGAAGCGGAUAAAGAUGGAGUCCGGUUCCAUUGCCGAGCCUGUCAAGUCUGAUCCUGAUGUAAAGGCCGAGCCGGAGGUGAAGGACGAAGAAUCCGACGAGGAUGAAGAAGAAUUUGAGGACGUGUGA
Molecule: messenger RNA, 1350 nt
Organism: Penicillium subrubescens
Lineage: Eukaryota; Fungi; Ascomycota; Eurotiomycetes; Eurotiales; Aspergillaceae
Product: putative transcription factor TFIIE complex alpha subunit
Exons: 3
Coding region: 1-1350 (449 amino acids)
Biological process (GO): transcription initiation at RNA polymerase II promoter; transcription open complex formation at RNA polymerase II promoter
Cellular component (GO): transcription factor TFIIE complex
Source: RefSeq, a predicted model, not a curated record